Eucalyptus grandis is the source of this 979-nucleotide messenger RNA. RefSeq names its product psbP domain-containing protein 3, chloroplastic. Gene Ontology annotation, biological process: photosynthesis. Gene Ontology annotation, cellular component: photosystem II oxygen evolving complex; extrinsic component of membrane; photosystem II. The transcript has 10 exons. NCBI's taxonomy places the organism in Eukaryota, Viridiplantae, Streptophyta, Magnoliopsida, Myrtales, Myrtaceae. Gene Ontology annotation, molecular function: calcium ion binding. The record is from RefSeq and is a predicted model, not a curated record. Bases 79 to 831 code for a protein of 250 amino acids.
AUUGUAGACUUGUACCGUAGCUAAGGGGAACAUGAAAGGAGAAAAAGACUAUUGCAAAAUCUGAAGAGGAACGAAUUCAUGGCGUACGUCGCUUCUUGUUCUUCCCUCGACCAUCUGUCCCCGCGACUUCUUCGCUCUUCAUCCAACAAGAAAGGCCAUCAAGCAGGAAGAAGAUCUUGUUUGCAGUGUUGCUUAGGCAAUGGGCAACUUCAGGCACCUUCCAGUUUGCUCACGCAAGAGCAGUGUGGAGCUAAGAGGAGAGAGAUUGUGUUGCAGCUGGGUUUUGCUGCACUUUCGCUUCAGGGUCUUGCUUCAGAUGCAUUGGCUGAGACUGGUGGAAAAGAGGAUUUGCAAGUUUAUGUGGAUGAUGUGAACAAGUUCAAGAUAUCGAUUCCUCAAGAUUGGCUGGUGGGUAAAGGUGAGCCUAAUGGAUUCAAAUCUGUUACUGCUUUCUAUCCCAAAGAAGAUUCAACCUCAAACAUCAGUGUAGCUAUCACUGGCAUCGGCCCGGACUUCACAAAAAUGGGAUCUUUUGGCAAAGUCGACGCUUUUGCCGAGAGUCUGGUAAACGGUUUAGACAGAAGCUGGCAGAGGCCUCCUGGUGUUGCAGCUAAACUCAUCGAUUGCCAAGAUGCCAAUGGAUUCUAUUACAUUGAGUAUUCGCUUCAAAAUCCCGGGGAGAGUCAGAGACAUAUAUAUUCGGCAAUCGGGAUGGCAUUCAAUGGUUGGUACAACAGGCUGUAUACAGUGACUGGACAGUUUGUGGAAGACAAGUCCGAAGCGUACAGAUCAAAGAUAGAACAGGCAGUCAAUUCCUUCAAAUUUACUUGAAAUUGAAGGAAGAUGAAAGCGGGAACAGUUUGUGCUCAAAGAGCCGCAGUUGAUUUUGGAUUGUAACGCCAUCAAAUGUAUUGCACACUCCUAACCAUUUUAAAUCCACUGGAUCCACCAAUGGCAUAAUCAGACCCCGUUUCACCCC